CUAAAUUGGUAAUUUAACAUCAUUUUCUAAAGUAUUAAUUUAUUUUCUUAUAUAUGCAAAAAGUCUCCUCCCAAGUCCCCAAAUUCCCACUUUUCUCUGACCCUCCUCUGUCUUCCCCUGUUCUUCUCCGGCACCGCCACCGCCACCGCCGCCGAGCCUCCUUCGUUCUCCGGCAGCAAUGGGGAAAGGCGGCGCUCUAAGCGAGAGCGUGGUGAAGAAAAUCCUGCUCUCCUACGCGUACGUGGGGAUAUGGAUCUUCCUCAGCUUCACAGUCAUCGUCUACAACAAAUUCAUCCUCGACAAAAAGAUGUACAAUUGGCCAUUCCCGAUCUCCCUCACCAUGAUCCACAUGGCCUUCUGCGCCUCCCUCGCCUUCCUCAUCAUCCGCGUCUUCAAGCUCGUGGAGCCCGUUUCCAUGUCCCGCGACCUCUACAUCUCCUCUGUUCUCCCCAUCGGCGCCCUCUACGCCUUCUCCCUCUGGCUCUCCAAUUCCGCCUACAUCUUCCUCUCCGUCUCCUUCAUCCAGAUGCUCAAGGCCCUCAUGCCCGUUGCUGUCUACUCCAUCGGCGUCCUCUUCAAAAAAGAGCCCUUCAAAUCCAACACUCUGUUCAAAAAAAUAAGCACAGAGAAAAAGAAAAAAAAAAAGGAAAAAGGGCAGAAUUUCAGUUGGCAAUGGCUUGUAUUAUUGAAUGUUGUUUUGUCCUUAGAUUUAUGUUUAUUAUGAUGUGAUAUUUUCUUGUUAAAGAAAAGUAUUGGAGAAAAACGAAAAA
Messenger RNA from Momordica charantia (bitter melon), 770 nucleotides. RefSeq names its product putative sugar phosphate/phosphate translocator At5g25400. Lineage: Eukaryota; Viridiplantae; Streptophyta; Magnoliopsida; Cucurbitales; Cucurbitaceae. The record is from RefSeq and is a predicted model, not a curated record.